Punica granatum (pomegranate) is the source of this 1770-nucleotide messenger RNA. NCBI's taxonomy places the organism in Eukaryota, Viridiplantae, Streptophyta, Magnoliopsida, Myrtales, Lythraceae. The record is from RefSeq and is a predicted model, not a curated record.
AUGUUCUCAACACUGAAAGAUCUCCAGUACCUUUACCUUCCACAGAACCUCAAUGUGUUGUUGCAAAGUGAUGGGAACUUAUCCUUCCCAAAGCUCAAGGUGUUGAAUUUGUUCGGUUGCAACCUGACCGGGUUCCCAUAUUUCUUGAGUUCUUCGGAAAAUUUGGAAGUAUUGCUCCUUAAUGGGAACAUGAUCAGUGGACGGAUUCCUGAAUGGUUUUGGAGAGUAGGGAGGGACACAUUGACACUCUUGGAUCUCUCAUCUAAUAAUUUCGCAGGAGAGAUCCCAUCAUCAAUCUGUGAAAUGAGUUCACUACAAGAACUUGAGGUCUCAAAUAACAGACUCAACGACACUUUUCCGAGAUGUUUGAGAAAUUUAAGCAGCCUCUCCAGCUUGCAUUUGAGCAAAGUUCUAUUUCGAGGUCCUCUGCCAAAAUCUCUUGGAAAUUGUACGAGCUUAGUGCGCUUAAAUGUCAGUUAUAAUGAAAUAUAUGACACCUUCCCAUGCUGGUUAAAUGGUAGCGGCAGAUUGAGGAUUCUAGAUUUACAGCAGAACAAGUUUCAUGGAGUUGUUGAAGAUCCCCUCCCUCCGCAGCUUUCAUACUUAAGGCUCUCCAACAACCAUUUUUCUGGAGAGUUGCCAAUAAUUUUCUCUAUGAAUUCAACAAUUUAUUUUGUUGACUUAGCUAUUAAUAAUUUUGACGGACCACUCCCAAUUCCACCUCCCACUAUUUGGUUCUAUUCCAUUUCGAACAACAAGUUCAGUGGACACACUCCUUAUCAGAUAUGCAGAGCCACGGGGCUAAAUGUCAUCGACCUAUCCAAUAACAUGUUGACGGGCACCCUUCCUUAUUGCUUUAAAAAUUUCAUUGCCCACCUAUCAGUAUUGGAUCUUCGAGCAAAUAAGUUUGUUGGUGGUUUACGUGAAAUAUUUGUCCAAGAGACCAGCUUGAGGACGAUCCGCUUGAGUCAAAAUCAACUUGAAGGAACCCUGCCGCGAUCUUUAGAAUAUUGCAAGAACUUAGAAGUUCUGGAUCUAAGUGAAAAUGAGUUGGAGGGCAGCUUCCCUUAUUGGUUGGAUACUCUUCCAAAGUUGCAAGUACUUGUCUUGAGAUCCAACAAGUUUUGUGGUCCGAUUGAUAGUUCCAAGAGAAAUAAUCAUCCCUUCCCGAAACUGCGCAUUUUCGACCUCUCCAACAAUAAGUUUUAUGGUCCUUUGCCAGCUAAGUACAUUGCGAAACUAAAAGCCAUGAAGAAUGAAGUGAGAGGUGGUUUGCAAUACAUGGGCGAUGAAUACUAUCAAGAUUCUAUUGUGGUGGAGAUGAAGGGGCUGAAGAUGGAGCUGGUGAAAAUUCUGACCUUGUUUACAACCAUCAACUUCUCAAUCAACUUCUUCGAAGGAGAGAUUCCAGACUUAAUUGGAGAUCUGAAGGCACUCAAGGGACUCAAUUUUUCUCACAACAGUCUAAGUGGUAACAUUCCUUUUUCUAUGGGAAAUCUGACUAAUCUUGAGUGGUUGGACCUCUCCUCGAACAAGCUCGCCGGGAAGAUCCCCAGAGGAUUGGCAGAUCUUGCGUCACUCUCCUACUUGAAUCUCUUAAACAAACAGCUUGUGGGACAGAUUCCUCAAAGCACACAGUUCGACACUGUCAACCGCUCCUUUGACUGGAAUUCGGGAUUGUGUGGACAUCCCUUACCAAAGGCACGCGGGAACGAUGCAAUACAAACGCACCCCUCAACUUCCCAUGAGGAAGAAGAGAAAUGGGAUUGA